AUGAUUAUCGCGUUCAUCGAAAAGGAGCACAGGGAGUGGGAUGAACACAUCGCGGAUUUCCGGUUCGCGUACAAUACCGCCUGUCAUUCCUCUUUGGGAGCAUCUCCCGCUUUCCUGAACCUUGGGCGUGAGUUAGAGCCAGUACAUUCGAUGAAACGCAAUCAGGGGGUUACCGAGAUUGAACCGGGGGAUACCGCAAAAUGGGCAACCCGAAUGAAGGACAUGCAAGCCUUAAGGGAAUGGGUUGUCGAGAACUUAGAUAGAGCCUACGAGAGACAGGCUUCCCGGUAUAACUUGCGUAGACGUAAUCGCACGUUCAAGGUAGGAGAUUUGCUAAAACGCCAACACGUUUUGUCAUCGGCGGCCCAAAAUAUAGCCGCCAAACUAGCACACAAAUUCCAGGGCCCGUUUAAAGUGGUGCGAGUGAUCUCUCCGGUGAUUUACGAGUUGGGCACACUGGAGGGAUCGCUCAGUGGUAAGACCCAUAUACAAGAUUUGAAACCUUACCACACUCCUGAUACCGUUUAG
Molecule: messenger RNA, 528 nt
Organism: Camponotus floridanus (Florida carpenter ant)
Lineage: Eukaryota; Metazoa; Arthropoda; Insecta; Hymenoptera; Formicidae
Exons: 1
Coding region: 1-528 (175 amino acids)
Molecular function (GO): nucleic acid binding
Source: RefSeq, a predicted model, not a curated record